Cucumis sativus (cucumber) is the source of this 687-nucleotide messenger RNA. Its product is annotated as gibberellin-regulated protein 4. Lineage: Eukaryota; Viridiplantae; Streptophyta; Magnoliopsida; Cucurbitales; Cucurbitaceae. The transcript has 4 exons. The record is from RefSeq and is a predicted model, not a curated record. Bases 103 to 417 code for a protein of 104 amino acids.
CUUUCCCUUCUAUUUAUACUCAACACACCACACCACACCACCAAAACCCAAACCCCCCAUUUCCCAUUUCCCAUUUCCCAUUUCAACCUCCUUCUUAUUCCAAUGGCGAUGCCCAAGUUCGCUGCUCUCUUGCUCUUGGCUCUCAUUGCCAUUUCCAUGCUUCAGACUGCUGUCAUGGCCGGCAGGGGUGGUCGAAACAGGAACCCAUAUGGACCAGGAAGUGUCAAAGCCUUCCAAUGCCCAAAUCGAUGUGCCACACGGUGUGGAAGAACACAAUACCACAAGCCAUGCAUGUUUUUCUGCCAAAAGUGCUGCAGGAAGUGCUUGUGUGUGCCGCCUGGCUACUAUGGAAACAAAGCCGUUUGUCCUUGCUACAACAACUGGAAGACAAAGGAAGGAGGACCCAAAUGCCCUUAAAACAAUAACCCCACAAUUCUUUUCUCUUUUUGUUUUACCUUUUCUUUUGCAUUUUUCUGCUAACCCCAACUCUUUUGUUAUGAACUUGUAAGGGAGACGGGGUUGGGAAGAAAUUUGUGACUCAUUAGAUGGGAAGAAAUUUGUGACUCAUUAGGUGGGAAGAAAUUUGUUUCCUUUUAAGUCAUAUAGUGUAUUUUGGGUUACUUUAUCAUAAGUUUAUAAUAUUAAUAUAUGAGUAAUGAAAUGAAACAUCUUGUUUCUGUUUGAAGA